Messenger RNA from Gastrolobium bilobum, 1521 nucleotides. Its product is annotated as cystathionine gamma-synthase 1, chloroplastic-like. Gene Ontology annotation, molecular function: pyridoxal phosphate binding; cystathionine gamma-synthase activity. Bases 1 to 1521 code for a protein of 506 amino acids. NCBI's taxonomy places the organism in Eukaryota, Viridiplantae, Streptophyta, Magnoliopsida, Fabales, Fabaceae. Gene Ontology annotation, cellular component: chloroplast. The record is from RefSeq and is a predicted model, not a curated record. Gene Ontology annotation, biological process: transsulfuration. The transcript has 11 exons.
AUGGCCUCUUCAAUUUGCAGCAAGGCUUUCGCCUCCUUCGACUGCCGUUCCGAUUCUGAUUUCUUCGAGAGCCUUCGCCACCGCCACUCCACAAACACCACCGCAACGGUGCCGUUUCACCACCUCUCUUCAUCUCCUCGAAACUUCCAGCGCCAGCUCAGCACCAAGUCACGCCGCAACUGCAGUAACAAUGGCGUCGCACAAAUCGUCGCCAACAGUAACAGCAACUCCGCCGCUGCCGCCGCAGCACCUCCGUCUCCGCCGCCGCCGACGACGGACACCGGGGCGGGGUUGAAUCAAACUAUAAAUUCUAAGGAAUCCGUUAUCGAUCGUUAUUCAUUUUUGAAAUGCGAUGGAAGCAAAACCAUUCAUGCUGCUGAGAGAUCAGGUAGGGGCAGUGUAACUGAUGCAAUUACUACCCCUGUAGUGAAUGCUUCUGCCUACUUCUUCAAAAAGACCUCUGAUCUGAUUGAUUACAAGGAGAAACGCCAAUUUAGUUUUGAAUAUGGGAGAUAUGGAAACCCAACGACAGUGGUUUUAGAAGAGAAGAUGAGUGUACUAGAGGGUGCUGAAUCAACUUUGUUCCUGGCAUCUGGGAUGUGUACUAGCACGGUUAUGUUGAUGGCACUGGUUCCAGCUGGUGGACAUAUUGUGACCACCACAGAUUGCUAUAGGAGAACCAGAAUAUUCAUUGGGAACGUGCUUCCAAAGAUGGGAAUCACGGCCACUAUAAUUGAUCCUGCUGAUGUUGGUGCCUUGGAACGUGCAUUGGAACAGAACAAUGUUUCAUUAUUCUUCACUGAGACUCCUACCAAUCCAUUUCAAAGAUGUGUUGACAUUAAACUUGUUUCAGAGCUUUGUCACAAAAAAGGGGCUUUGGUGUGCAUUGAUGGUACAUUUGCCACACCUAUAAACCAAAAGGCCCUUGCCCUUGGAGCUGAUCUUGUUGUGAACUCUGCAACAAAAUACAUUGCUGGACAUCAUGAUGUCCUUGCUGGUUGCAUAAGUGGUUCAGAGAAGUUGAUAUCACAAGUGCGUAGUUUGCAUUUCAUUUUGGGUGGUACACUUAGCCCGAAUUCAGCAUACCUAGUCCUUAGAGGAAUGAAAACGCUGCAUCUUCGUGUACGGCAAGAGAAUUCAUCAGCAAUGAAAGCAGCCAAAAUUUUGGAGGCACAUCCUAAGGUGAAGAGCGUCUACUAUCCAGGUUUGCCAAGUCAUCCUGAGCAUGAGCUUGCCAAGAGACAGAUGACUGGUUUUGGUGGUGUUGUCUGUUUUGAAAUUGAUGGAGAUAUAAUGAAAACUAUAGAAUUUGUUGAUUCGUUGAAAAUCCCAUAUAUUGCUCCAUCCUUUGGUGGCUGUGAGAGCGUUGUGAAUCAGCCUGCUAUCAUGUCUUAUUGGGAUCUUCCUCGGUCAGAAAGAGCAAAGUAUAAAAUUUAUGACAACUUGGUUCGCUUCUGCUUUGGAGUUGAAGACUAUGAAGAUUUGGAGGAAGAUAUCCUGCAGGCUCUGGAAGCUAUAUAG